AGCGCCAACCAUUGGCAAACUCCGUAGCUGAUCAUUGGCUUCACGCCGCAGUCUUCUUCCUCUACCUGAUAUCACAAUCUUCACCUCAACAUGCGACGAGCAAAUCCCCGACAGAUUGGCUUUGUAUGCCACUCGUGCGCUUCACUGCCAGCACGAGCCUCAAGGCAGCCCUUUAGCAGCCGCAUUCUAUCUCCAGCCUCACGACAGGUCGCUCAAACCUCGGUCUGGAGAUCAACGUCUGCGAGAUGGAGUACAUCUGUCGCGGCCUCGAAAGCGGAAGCCGAAGCCGAAGCACAUGUGGAUAUCAAUGGCAAGGCUACGUCAACACCGGCGCCACGGACGCCGACGGAUGCCUCGCAACUGGCAAGCAUGGCAGAGGACAGCUGUAACAAGUUUCUCUCGGUCGACGGCAUCCCGACGAAGCAGCUGACUGCCGCCGCACUGCAGUCGUGUCUCCGGGCCGCGGCAGCCCUCCAUCCCCAGCUGAAGCGGGCAGAGGCGCAAUUCAAGGCAUCGGCAUCGAAGCUUGUGACCCUGGGUGCCGAGCGGACGGGAGCGAGAAUUCCGGUGGACCCCAAGCUGGAGGACGCAACCAGUCGCAUCUCCCACGCGGCAUACAACAUCAUCGCCCAUCCGAACGUCGAGAUGACACCCGAGUUUCUCGAGCUUUACGUUGCCAUCCAGGCACAGCUCGGCCGGCCAGAGUCUCUGCCCGCCGUCUUUGAGCUCUACGCGAACAAACCAAAGCCCAUCGUCAAGGACGGCCAGAUUGCGUAUGUGAAGCAGAAUCCCAACGCGGCUACUCGAGCCAUUGAGCCCGCCGUUGCAGACAUGGCUUUACAGACUGCGAUCGAUGCCAAGAAUCUAGAUUCCGCCCUGGGCAUCAUUGAGUCGUCAUACUGCCGCCCUGCUUUCAAGCGGCAGAAGCUCAUCAAGCACGGCACCGCCCCGGCCAUUGGUCUCGCCACGCUCCCGUUUGGCAUCUUUGGCUUAUCCACAGGCUAUGCUGCGUAUUGGCAAAACACCAUGGACAUUAGCACUGCUACGGGAAUCGGCGUGGCUGGCAUCUCGGGCUACUUCCUUGUCGUUGGGUCCCUCGGCAUGAUUGCCAAGCUGAGCAACAAGGAUCAGAUGAAGCGAGUGACCUGGACGCCUGGAACCCCGUUGCGGUACAGGUGGUUGCGGGAGGAAGAACGAGCGGCGCUGGACAAGGUGGCGUGUGCUUGGGGGUUCAAGGAGCCUUGGAGGCACGGCGAAGAGAUGGGUCCGGAGUGGGAAGGGCUGAAGGAGUAUAUGGGAUACAGGCAGAUGCUGCUUGAUCGCGUCGAGUUCAUGGAGGGCAUGAGCUAA
Trichoderma reesei QM6a is the source of this 1350-nucleotide messenger RNA. RefSeq lists its product as uncharacterized. Lineage: Eukaryota; Fungi; Ascomycota; Sordariomycetes; Hypocreales; Hypocreaceae. The transcript has a single exon. The coding region runs from base 91 to 1350 and encodes 419 amino acids. The record is from RefSeq and is a predicted model, not a curated record.